Messenger RNA from Sceloporus undulatus (fence lizard), 846 nucleotides. Its product is annotated as immunoglobulin superfamily member 1-like. The record is from RefSeq and is a predicted model, not a curated record. Lineage: Eukaryota; Metazoa; Chordata; Lepidosauria; Squamata; Phrynosomatidae. The transcript has 3 exons. The coding region runs from base 22 to 525 and encodes 167 amino acids.
UUAACCCGGCCAACUAUUUCCAUGAGCGGGCAAGCAGUGAUUGGGGAGACCAUCACUAUCUUGUGUACAAUUAACAAUGGACCCGUGAACUUCUAUCUCCAUAAGAAUGGAAGCCAAAGCCCAAGCCACGCCAUAGUCACCAACUUUGACAAGGCCACACUUUCCAUCAGCAAUAUCAGCUGGGAGCACAGUGGGAACUAUAGCUGCAGCUAUGUAUUAGCUGACAAACCUCUUGUGUACUCACAGACCAGUGACACAUUGCAGCUUUGGGUAUCAGACAAGCCAGAUUAUACCAAGGAAAACAUAAUUCACUGUACUAUUGGAGUACUGAUCCUUCUUCUCCUUGGCUAUCUUGUGGCUUUGGAAUGUCAGAGCACAAAGAUGUAUGAAAUCAAGUCCCAACAACAUCCAAGGAAGGAAUCCUUGGAUGAAUCCACUUUGCCACUAGCCCCAGCCCCAGCAUCAUCAACUGAACAGGAAAAUACAAACCUUUCACUUGUCAACAAAACCACAACCUGUUUGUGAUACAGUGUGAAGAUGAAAUCAUUUUCUCAAGCUGCACAACAUUUGAGAAACUGCUUUGCUUUGGCCUAACCAUAGUGGAACCAUCAGUGGAUCACAAGACACAUCGAAAAGAAACUUAAUUUAUCUUUUGUACUUCAUGGUCACCAAAAUGUCUUUUUUUUUUUUAAUUUCUUGCAAAGGAUAUUGAGAAGCUUUAGUCUGUUGUACUGCACAGGAAAAACUGAAAUGAAUCUAGACUUCAUCAUAUGUAGUGUGCGUCUACACUGUAGAAAUAAUGCAAUUUGAUACCACUUUAACUUCCAUGGUUCCAUCCUACAGAAA